Molecule: messenger RNA, 3443 nt
Organism: Diachasma alloeum
Lineage: Eukaryota; Metazoa; Arthropoda; Insecta; Hymenoptera; Braconidae
Product: ATP-dependent DNA/RNA helicase DHX36
Exons: 2
Coding region: 95-3010 (971 amino acids)
Cellular component (GO): nucleus; cytoplasm; intracellular anatomical structure
Molecular function (GO): G-quadruplex RNA binding; DNA helicase activity; ATP binding
Source: RefSeq, a predicted model, not a curated record
UGUCAGAGGACGCAACAAAAUUUCUGAUGAAAACAAUGUAAACGUUUAUGUAUACGGUUUAUUGAAUUGUUUGGUAAAUAAGGGGUUGAGGAAGAUGUCGAGGUUUUCGUGGACUGAUCAGCGAGGGGGUGGACACUCCCGUUACGGACAGUCAGGAGACCCAGCCCCCGGCAACUCCCACGAUCGUCGUCACAACGGCGUCGGUCACCCCCGUGGCGGAGGUCGAGGUCGAGGUCGCGGUGGUCACCCACCCGGUCUAAAAGGCAAGGAAAUAGGUUUAUAUUACCGCGACAAAGCCCGUAAAAACGAUGCAAAAGAGCACUACUUCUCCCUCGCCCCGAUGGUCGAGGAGACCGUGGAGACCCUCCUGACCCGCUUGAAAACCCCCUACGCCCAGGAGUCCGACUCGCCGGACGAGGCGACCGACUACUUCAACGACAAAUACAACCACAUCAAAGAUUCCCAAUUCAAGCGAAAGUUUCUCGACAUUGUUUCCGGGAGUAUUCAACAGAACCUGUCUCGCGCGUUAUUAAUGACUUCAAAACUGAUAAAAAACGAUAAAAUCGACAAACAAUUAAUAGACGAACAAAGCGACCGAGAAUCUCUCGAUGAUUAUCAACGAAUGUUGGACUUUCGUUCGAAAUUGCCGUCCUACAAAAUGCGUGAGGAAAUUCUCGAUCUGAUCCACGGAAAUCAGGUUCUCGUGAUCAGCGGUGAGACGGGUUGCGGUAAAACGACGCAAGUAGCUCAAUUUAUCCUAGACGAUGAGAUUGAGAGGGGCCGGGGUAGCACGACGAAAAUCGUGUGCACGCAGCCGCGAAGAAUAUCCGCGAUUUCGGUGGCCGAGAGAGUGGCCGCAGAGCGUGCUGAGCCCUUAGGUAGAUCCGUCGGUUACCAAAUACGUCUGGAGAAGGUCAUGUCCAGGGAUUACGGUAGCAUGCUCUUCUGCACGACUGGGCUCCUUCUCCAGUACAUGCAGGGGGAUCCCGCAUUGCGGGACUUCUCCCACAUAAUCCUCGACGAAAUACACGAGCGAAACACAGAGAGCGACUUCAUAAUCACUCUCUUGAAGCAGGUCAUCCCCAAACGGCCAGACCUCAAAGUCAUCCUGAUGAGCGCUACCCUGAACUCUGAGACUUUUGCUCGUUACUACGACAACUGUCCCAACAUCCACAUCCCAGGGUUCACCUAUCCCGUCAGGGAGUUCUACCUCGAGGACAUCCUCGAGGUGACGAGGUUCCGAUUCCCUCCGGCUCAGAAGCUCCCUGACAACUACAAGAAGCAUAUGAAGAAGUUCAAGGAGAUGAAGGAAAAGGCGAGUGAUUUCGAGGGUUUCGUUGAGCCCGCGGUGAGGCAGAUGGAGGCCGAGGGGUCGUACCCCCCUUACGUGACCAAUGAGCUGCGAAAUCCGAACAGCGAAGUGCUGUCGUUGGAGUUGAUUCAGGAACUUUUGGUGUGGAUUUCGUCGGCGAAAGGCCCCGGGGCCAUUCUCGUGUUUCUACCGGGGAUGAUGGACAUAUCGAAGCUUAACAAGAGUCUCCUGGAGUCGGGAAAGUUCCCCUCCCACAGGUUCCACAUUUACCCCCUUCACUCGCGACUUCCGACAGUCGAUCAGCGACUGAUUUUCCGACCUCCGGUGCCGGGUGUCAGGAAGAUUAUCAUUGCGACGUCAAUCGCCGAGACGUCCAUCACUAUCGAGGAUGUUGUGUUCGUCGUGGAUUGCGGGCGAACGAAACUCACGAGAUUCGAUAUCGCGAAGAACUUGGAGACACUAGAGCCCGAGUGGAUCUCGAUGGCGAAUGCCAAGCAGAGGAGGGGGAGGGCUGGGAGGGUUCAGCCUGGAGAGGUUUACAGGUUGUACACGAGAGCGAGGGAGAUGACGUUCGAUCAAUACCCGACGCCGGAGAUGUUGAGGACACCUCUGGAGCAGGUCAUCCUGCAAGCGAAGAUAUUGCAGUUAGGAAGGGUCGAGGUCUUCCUCGGGAGUGUGAUCGAUCCGCCGGAGGAUCGGGCGAUUCACCUCUCCUUGGAGCUACUGAGAACCCUUAACGCUCUCGAUGCUAAUGAGCACCUGACGCCUCUGGGGUACCAUCUCGCGAAGCUACCUCUUGACCCCAGAACGGGGAAGAUGGUCCUGUGGGCGUCCAUGUUCUCCUGUGUGGAGCCUGUCUUCGGGAUUGCUGCUAGUCUGGCUUUUAAGGAUGCUUUCUACUGCCCUCUCGGGAAGGAGGAGGAGGCGAACAGAGCCAAGUUGGAUCUCGGGAUGGGACAUUACAGCGAUCACAUUGCACUCGCUGAAGCUGUGAGGCAGUACGAGAGGGCUUUGCGAUCCAGAAACGCCGGGAGGUUUUGCUCGGAGAACUUCUUGUCGUGGAAUACUCUGAAGCUGCUGGUGGACAUGAAGGGGCAGUUUGCGAGGCACUUGUAUGACAUGAAGUUCCUGGAGAGUGAGGACCCCAGUGACGAGCGGUCCAACAGGAAUUCUCAUAACUUCGCGAUGAUCAAGGCGAUUGUCUGCGCAGGAUUGUAUCCUAAUAUUGCUACUGUCAAGAAUCAUGGGAACUUUCCGAAGCUCAAGACGUCUGAGGAUGGUACAGUCAAGAUUCAUCCUAGUAGUGUCAAUGCAAGGGCCAAACACUUGCCUUCGCCGUAUGUCACGUACUUCCUCAAGCAAAAGUCAACGGCUAUUUAUUUGCACGACACAACCUGUGUCAAUGAAGCAGCACUGAUUUUCGCUGCACCGAAGAGCUCCAUCAGAGCUCAAGGCCAGAGGUCUUUGAUUGUGCUUAAUGAUUCUAUCUCGUUUCUGUGCAAACAGACGACUGCUGGCAUCAUUCAGAGGCUCAGGGAGGAGAUGGAUAAAUUGCUGGAGCACAAGAUUACGCAUCCGGGGAGUAUUAAGGAGCAGUCGCAGGAGGAUACUGUGAUAAGGGCGAUUAUUGAACUUGUCUCGGAGAGUGAUGCUAGUGUUGACUUGGAUGUUGGGAGGUAUCGUCGUACGAAUUAUUGAUCUUGGCGGGGUUCGAUUGAUGGGGGAGUGAUGGGGACGUGAGGAAUCAAUUUCAACUGGAGAUGAACUGAUGAGAGAGUUUUGCGAGUGGAACGAAUCGUUGGAUGGUGAAUUGUCUUGGUGGUGAGUGCUUUUUAGUGAAACUAUAAACUGAAUUUUUAUUGGAAAUAUUCGUAGCUGCAGAACAGGUCAUUGGCGUUUUCUUCUAGAAUGAAUUUGUUGUUAAGAUGAGUGGAUAAUUAAUGAAGAUAUCAAGAUUGAUUGGUCAAUUUCUUUCGAGGAUAGUUGAGCAGGAUUUCAUAAUAAUUUUGGUCGUCUCUCGUGAAUUCCGGAAUGAUUAGGGAAAACUAAAGGCAGAAUUUUCCGAGUGGUAGAAUUAUUAAAAAAUGUGGAAUAAUUGCGUAUAUUCGAAAAAUAAAUAAUAUUAAUUUAA